Suillus paluster is the source of this 501-nucleotide messenger RNA. RefSeq lists its product as uncharacterized. Bases 1 to 501 code for a protein of 166 amino acids. Lineage: Eukaryota; Fungi; Basidiomycota; Agaricomycetes; Boletales; Suillaceae. The transcript has 8 exons. The record is from RefSeq and is a predicted model, not a curated record.
AUGUGUAUCGUCCUAUACUAUCCUCCCUUUGCUCACACUACUAACCUCAAGAUGUUCUGUGCUUCUGUCCUUUGGCCACUUGCAGACUGCAGCUGCAAGUGGUCAAAGGCAGUGCUACAGUUUUAUUCAAGUGCUCACUCCCACAAGUGGUUCUUCACAGGCGGCGCGCUAUCAAUCCUUAUUGAUAGCGCGCCUUUCAGUGAUUUGGGGCAUGUCAUAGACGCGCCCAAGGGACUGGACACCUUGAAUUGUGGGUACUGGGGGAGUUUGUCUUGGCCAUCCAUGUCCCCAGGGACUGGACGCCUUGAUUCUUUCUAUGACAUUUUCUGUGGUUUUUUCCGCAUUGCUGGCCUGUUUUUUCCGGUUUUCAAUUUUGGUGGUCUACACCUUCUGUGCCUACCACCUUUCCUUAACAAGUUUAAUCCGAGCUCAGCGCAAAUGUAUUACCCUUUAUGGGCAUUUUCUGGUCAUGUGAUGCUUAAAUCUUUGCCCAACUUUUGA